Molecule: messenger RNA, 1200 nt
Organism: Penicillium chermesinum
Lineage: Eukaryota; Fungi; Ascomycota; Eurotiomycetes; Eurotiales; Aspergillaceae
Product: putative cell division protein kinase (Ctk1)
Exons: 5
Coding region: 1-1200 (399 amino acids)
Biological process (GO): protein phosphorylation
Cellular component (GO): cytoplasm; nucleus
Molecular function (GO): cyclin-dependent protein serine/threonine kinase activity; transcription coregulator activity; ATP binding
Source: RefSeq, a predicted model, not a curated record
AUGGACUGGCAGAAGAGCCUGGGCUUCACUGACAGGCUUCGCGCCAUUCAGUCUCUUACCACGGCCUUCCAGCAAACAGCAUCAUCAGCUGCAUAUACAGAAGCUCAAAAUAAGGCCAGGCAGCUUGAAAGUGAAGCCUACAGUCAAGCAAAGACGAAGGAUGAAUAUGAUCAAACAUGUCAGAAAGCCAUCGAUGCUGCCGAAUCAGCCGCGGGCGGGGCCAAGGAUAUAGACGUCCAACAUGAUGACGAGUUUCGAGACCCAGAUGUCUCUUCCGACCCGGUAGGCGAAAAAAUUGGACCUUACUUAUCCUGCUUUCAUCAUUUCGAUGGAUUACAUUCGCGUAUUUACAGGACCAAAGCCGACGAUGGCUCUUUGCGUGCUGUAAAGAUUAUGACCCCCCACAUGAUGAUGGCCCCUCACGAUGGCCUACGUGAAGUUCGCCUAUUGAAGGAGGCAUCUGGGGAUCAUGUGAUUCGUUUGAUCGAAACCUUCAAGUUGGAAGGAGGCCGAAUCGUCUUGGUCUUCCCGUUCCUAAGAUAUGACUUGGAGCGUCUGCUUCGACGUGAUGCGAUAACUGCUAACCAAACCCGCUCAGUACUCCGGGAUCUCUUCUCUGGUCUCGCCCACUGUCAUAAACUAGGCAUCAUUCAUCGCGAUAUUAAGCCAUCAAAUAUCCUGCUGGAUUCUCCAGAUGGGCCGGCCUAUGUAGCCGAUUUUGGCAUUUCAUGGAAAGAAGGAGACCCAGGGUGUGAGCCCUCGGAUUCCAAGAUCACAGAUGUGGGCACUACUUGCUACCGACCUCCCGAGAUUCUAUUCGGGUACACUGGUUACGGAACAUCCUUAGAUCUUUGGGCCGCCGGGUGCGUGGUGGCAGAGGCCACUAGCGUUGGCCAUCGGGCUCUUUUUGACUCUGGGCCUGUCGGGAGCGAUCUAUCACUCAUCCAGUCAAUAUUCCAAACACUAGGGACACCCAACGAGCAUACUUGGCCCGGAGUCCAUGUGCUACCUGAUUGGGGAAAGGUGGAAUUUCACCCCUUCCCAGCACAGGCGUGGGGGGGCUAUAAUGCCAGGGGCGUCCUCCAAUGCCCGAGAUCUAGUCCGUCGGUUGAUUCGUUACGAGGCCAGUCAGAGGCUCUCUGCGGAGGAGGCCCUCCGACAUCCCUACUUCUCCGCACUUUAAUAUCGGAGCAUGUCUAG